AUGACAGGCGGCGGCAGCUGCGACGUUGAGACCCAAGGUAUCCAGGAGUUUGAGGCUGUUGGCAACCUAAAGUCUUCAAUGAAUUUUAAGCUCACAGUAGAAAUUCGGGAACUUGUAAGGACAAGUGCCAUAUCAGAUACCAAAUCCGCAUACCUAGCAGACAUUUGCGAAGAUAUCUCUGACCAUGUUGAACAAAUCCACGCCCUCCUGGAGACGGAGUUCUCCCUGAAGCUGCUGUCCUACUCUGUCAGCGUGAUCGUGGACAUCCACGCGGUGCAGCUCCUCUGGCACCAGCUCCGCGUGUCGGUGCUGGUUCUGCGGGAGCGCAUCCUGCAAGGCCUGCAGGACGCCAAUGGCAACUACACCAGGCAGACGGACAUCCUGCAAGCUUUCUCUGAAGAGACAACGGAGGGCCGGCUCGAUUCUCUAACGGAAGUGGACGACUCAGGACAGCUGACUAUCAAAUGCUCUCAGAAUUACUUGUCUCUGGACUGUGGUAUUACUGCGUUUGAACUGUCUGACUACAGUCCAAGUGAGGACUUGCUCGGCGGCCUGGGGGACAUGACCUCUGGCCAAGUCAAAGCCACAUCCUUCGACUCUUGGAGCUACAGCGAGAUGGAAAAGGAGUUCCCCGAGCUCAUCCGAAGCGUCGGGUUACUGGCGGUGGCUGCUGACCCCGGCCCUGCCAACGGGGGCGAAGCGGUCAGUGAGGCGGCGUCUCAGGUGUGUGUUUCGGCAGAUGACCAAGGUGGGUGCGAGCAAAAGAACGCUUCCACAGUCGGGGGGCCACCGGGCGUCAUGCAGGGGGCGUCAGCUUCCGCGGAGGCUCGGACGAAGACGGUGCAGCCCUCCCCGGGGCCUGCGAAGCAAGAAGCCAACCCCUCCUCCCGACUGGGGGCGAAGGACCCACAGCCUCUCCCUUGUGAACAUGCAACCCCCAAGCGAUCCAUCAGAGACUGCUCCAAUUACAACGAGGACUCCCCCACACAACCCACGCUGCCGAAAAGAGGGCUCUUCCUUAAAGAGGCAACGUUUAAGGACCGUCUGAAAGGCACUGACGGAAAGAAGCAGAUGGCUGCCCUCAAGCCCGAGAUGAGCAGAAGCACCCCUUCCCUGGCGGAGCCCCGGGACAGGUCCAAGCUCUGCCUGGCGCUGCAGGCGUCCUACCCCAACGCGCCGUCUGCCGCCAGCCAGUCCUACGAGUGUCUGCACCAGAUGGGGGUUGAGAAUCUUGAAAAUACCGUCAACAGUCACAUUAAAGAAAUCUCCUCCAGCCUGGGAAGGCUUAAUGAUUGCCAUAAAGAGAAAGCUCGACUUAAGAAGCCCCCCAAGACCCCAGAAGAGGUGCCUCCGUGCCCAAAUCCUAAAGAUGGAACCGAUUCGGGCAAGCACCCCGAAAACACAGGGCGCUCCGGAGUGCCGAAUGGAGCUCCUCCUCGUGCGCCCGAGGCCACCGCGGGGCCAGAAACAGAUUCUGCUCCUACACCCUCCCCCGAGCCGGGUCAUCGGAGAGGUAGCAAUGCCAAGUUCCCAGAGCAGUCGGAAACUUCCAGCUCACCGCCUUUUACUCAAAGCAGUGGCUCCCCAGUUGGCUCAGACAGUAUCCUGCCCCCGGUACCUCUUCUUUCAAAACACGAAAGCAAAGAAGGUCGCUCCUCCUCCCCCAGUCACGUCACAAGGAACGGCCAGGUGGUGGAGGCCUGGUAUGGCUCCGACGAAUACCUGGCACUGCCCUCCCACCUGAAGCAGACAGAAGUGUUAGCUUUGAAACUGGAAAACUUAACGAAGCUUCUGCCCCCGAAACCCCGAGGAGAAACCAUUCAGAAUAUUGAUGACUGGGAACUGUCCGAAAUGAAUUCAGAUUCCGAGAUCUAUCCAACAUACCAUGUCAAGAAGAAGCAUGCGAGGCUAGGCAGGGUGUCUCCAAGCUCAUCCAGCGACAUAGCGUCUUCGCUGGGGGAGAGCAUUGAAUCUGGGCCCCUGAGCGACAUCCUGUCCGACGAGGAGCUGUGUAUGCCUCUCUCUGGCAUGAAAAAAUACAUCGAUGAGAAGUCGGAGAGAGCUUCCUCUUCUGAGAAAAACGAGAGCCAUUCCGCCACGAAAUCUGCUUUAAUUCAGAAACUUAUGCAGGAUAUUCAACACCAAGACAACUAUGAAGCCAUAUGGGAAAAAAUAGAGGGGUUUGUAAACAAGCUGGAUGAAUUCAUUCAAUGGUUAAAUGAAGCCAUGGAAACCACAGAGAAUUGGACACCCCCUAAAGCAGAGACGGAUGGCCUUAAACUGUACCUGGAGACACACCUGAGUUUUAAGUUGAAUGUCGACAGUCACUGUGCUCUCAAGGAAGCUGUGGAGGAGGAAGGGCAGCAACUCCUCGAGCUCAUUGCGUCUCACAAAGCAGAAGGACUAAAGGACAUGCUGCGGAUGAUCGCGAGUCAAUGGAAGGAGCUGCAGAGGCAAAUCAAACGGCAACACAGCUGGAUUCUCAGGGCUCUGGACACCAUCAAAGCUGAGAUUCUGGCUACUGAUGUGUCUGUGGAGGAUGAGGAAGGGACUGGAAGCCCCAAGGCUGAGGUUCAGCUCUGCUACCUGGAAGCACAGAGAGACGCUGUGGAGCAGAUGUCCCUCAAGCUGUACAGCGAGCAGUACGCCAGCAGCAGCAAGAGGCAAGAGGAGUUCGCCGAUAUGUCAAAAGUUCAUGCAGUGGGAGGCAAUGGGCUUCUGGAUUUUGAUUCAGAGUAUCAGGAGCUCUGGGAUUGGCUGAUUGACAUGGAGUCCCUCGUGAUGGACAGCCACGACCUGAUGAUGUCAGAGGAGCAGCAGCAGCAUCUUUACAAGCGAUACAGUGUGGAAAUGUCCAUCAGGGAUCUGAAAAAGACAGAGCUGCUUAGUAAGGUGGAAGCUUUGAAGAAAGGUGGCGUUUCACUACCAAACGAUCUCCUUGAAAAAGUGGAUUCAAUUAAUGAAAAAUGGGAACUGCUUGGGAAAACCCUGGGAGAGAAGAUGCAGGACACAAUAGCGGGGCACAGCGGGGCGGGGCCGCGAGACCUGCUCUCCCCAGAAAGCGGAAGCCUGGUAAGGCAGCUGGAGGGCAGGAUCAAGGAACUGAAGGGGUGGCUGAGAGACACAGAGCUUUUCAUCUUCAACUCCUGUCUGAGACAAGGAAAGGAAGGAACAAUGAACGCCGAGAAGCAACUGCAAUACUUUAAGUCCCUCUGUUGUGAAAUCAAGCAGCGGCGGCGUGGCGUGGCCUCCAUCCUGAGAUUGUGCCAGCAUCUUCUCGAUGACGGGGAGACCUGCAAUCUCAACGCAGACCACCAGCCCAUGCAGCUGAUCAUUGUCAAUCUUGAAAGAAGGUGGGAAGCCAUCGUCAUGCAAGCCGUCCAGUGGCAAACACGCCUACAAAAGAAGAUGGGCAAGGAGUCUGAGACUUUGAAUGUAAUUGAUCCGGGCUUGAUGGACCUAACCGGGACCAGUGAAGAUGCCCUGGAGUGGGAUGAAACGGAUAUAAGUAACAAGUUAAUUAGUUUGAAUGAAGAAUCAAAUGACCUUGAUCGAGAACCCCAACCUGUCAUGCCUUCCUUAAAACUCGAAGAGACAGGCAGUGAGGACCCUGGUUAUGAAGAAGAGGCAGGUGACCGCGGGGGAUCUCAGUAUGCCUCCAGCAUUACCGCCCCCUCCAGCCCGCACAUUUACCAAGUAUACAGCCUCCACAACGUGGAGCUCUAUGAGGACAACCACAUGCCAUUCCUGAAAAGCACUUUGAAGCUCACCAGCGUGACACAGCCCACUGCUUUGACUAAGAGUCUCAGUAAAGACUCCUCAUUUUCGUCCACCAAAUCUCUGCCGGAUCUUCUAGGCGGUUCCAAUUCGGUGAAGCCCUGCCCGUGCCACGGGGGAGACCUGAGCCAGAAUUCAGGCAGCGAGAGUGGCAUCGUCAGCGAAGGAGACACUGACACCACCACCAACUCGGAAACGUGCUUGCCCAAUGUGGUGGAUGGGUCCCCGACGAACCCUGAAGCUGAACAUCUGGACCCACAAAUAGGAGGUGCCAUUAACAUGUUAAAGCAGAAAUUUAAAGAUGAGGGGGAAGCCGUUAAGCUUCCAAAUAGCUCUCAGUCACCCAUUUCACCAGUGGGUCGUGUAAAUGGAAAAGUUGGAGAUUCAAACAGUGUUACCAAACAUACCCCCGAUUGUUUGGGAGAAGAAUUACAAGGAAAACAUGAUGUGUUUACAUUUUAUGAUUACUCAUACCUCCAAGGCUCGAAACUCAAAUUACCAACGAUAAUGAAACAGUCACAAAGUGAAAAGGCACACGUAGAGGAUCCCCUGCUUCAUGGCUUUUAUUUUGAUAAAAAGUCCUGCAAAUCUAAACAUCAAGCUACAGAGUUACAACCAGAUGCACCUCCCCAUGAAAGGAUUUUGGCAAGUGCAUCCCAUGAAAUGGAUCACAAUUCAUACAAAAGUGGUGAUGCAGAGAAGACAUUCACUGGCAUGCAGAAUGCCAAACAGCUCUCCCUUUUAUCCCAUAGUUCCUCUGUGGAGUCCCUUUCUCCAGGGGGUGAUUUAUUUGGAUUGGGCAUCUUUAAAAAUGGCAGUGACAGCCUCCAGCGAAGCACUUCUUUAGAAAGUUGGUUGACAUCCUAUAAAAGCAAUGAAGAUCUUUUUAGCUGUCACAGCUCUGGGGACAUAAGCGUGAGCAGUGGCUCAGUUGGUGAACUGAGUAAAAGGACAUUAGAUCUCCUAAAUCGUUUGGAGAAUAUCCAGAGCCCCUCAGAGCAAAAGAUAAAGCGAAGUGUUUCCGAUAUCACUCUUCAAAGCAGUUCCCAAAAGAUGUCUUUUACUGGCCAGCUGUCACUGGACAUAGCAUCUUCUAUCAAUGAAGACUCGCCGGCAUCUCUCACGGAACUUAGCAGCAGUGAUGAGCUCUCUCUUUGCUCAGAGGAUAUUGUGUUACACAAGAACAAGAUCCCGGAAUCAAAUGCAUCAUUCAGGAAGCGCCUGACUCGCUCAGUGGCUGAUGAAAGCGAUGUCAAUGUCAGCAUGAUCGUUAAUGUCUCCUGCACUUCUGCUUGCACUGAUGACGAAGAUGACAGUGACCUCCUCUCCAGCUCGACCCUCACCUUGACCGAAGAAGAGCUCUGCAUCAAAGAUGAGGAUGAUGACUCCAGUAUUGCCACCGAUGAUGAAAUCUAUGAAGAAUGCCACUUGAUGUCAGGGCUGGACUAUAUAAAGAAUGAACUGCACACCUGGAUUAGACCAAAGCUUUCCGCGACCAGAGAUAAGAGACGGUGUGAUCUCAGUGACGAAAUAAGGGGCGGUAAGGAUAUAAGUAGCAGUGAGAUGACCAAUCCCUCUGAUACCCUGAGUAUCGAGGCCCUUCUGAAUGGCUCCGGAAAACAUCUCCCUGAAAAUAAUGGAAACGGUAAGAAUGUAUCCCACCUCCAUGAGUCAGGAACAAAGGGUGAAAAUAAGAAAAACAUUUUCAAAGAUCCGUAUGUGGCUGACAUGGAAAAUGGCAACGUGGAAAGUGCUCCAGAAGGACAGGAGGACGAACUUACCGGGCUAUCCAAGGAAUCAGAAAACCUUGGUUCAGCCGGGAAAAGGGUUUCAGAGAGUGAGCACUGUAAGUGCAGAGCAGCCGUGGAUGGCUCAGAUGAUCCCCACAUUGCUGGAAAGGAAUCUGUCUGCCAAACUGUUAGACAUCUUCCAAAGAACUGUCAAAACCACCACCACUUCGGAAAUCAAAGGGCUGCUUCUACUCCCCCUGAGAAGUCCUGCUCAGAGCUGCCUUCAGAGACCGGAGUUAUCAAUAGACAGGACAACAAUGUCCUGACGUCUUCAUGGAACGAUGGACUCGGUGUGGCCGGAGCACCUGCUGGUUGCUGCCCAGCACUUGAGCAAAAUGAAACAGAGGAAAAUGCCUCUGUUGGUGACCACACUUCCUGCUGCGGCUGCGAGCCGGGCAUUCUCCACCAGAAAGAGGCUGAAGACUGCUCAGUGCAUGACUUUGUUAAGGAAAUCAUCGACAUGGCGUCCACUGCCCUCAAAAGUAAGUCUCAACCUGAAAACGAGGCGGCUGCUCCUACUUCAUUGACUCAGAUCAAGGAGAAAGUGUUAGAACAUUCUCACCGGCCCAUCCACCUGAGAAAAGGGGACUUUUAUUCCUACUUGUCCCUGUCAUCUCAUGACAGUGAUUGCGGAGAGGUCACCAAUUACAUAGAAGAGAAGAGCAGCACCCCUUUGCCCCUGGACAUGACCGACUCUGGCCUAGACGACAAGGAAGACAUUGAGUGCUUCUUUGAGGCCUGUGUUGAGGAUGACCCCGCUGGAGAGGAGCCCCAUUUCUCCAGUGACCCUCCAAAGGAGCCUGCAGCUGGCGGUGACACUGCCAGGCCAUUACCAGCAGCCCCGGGCUCCGCUAGGUGCAGUGACAGUUCUCUCUUAGCUGAUGAUGCAGACACCGUGGCUCUCACAAGUCCUCCCCCUCAGAAAGGGUCUGACGCUGGACAGGAAGUGGAUGGUUCACCCCAGGCUUCCAGUGUCUGUGGGGGAAGCUCAGCAUCAGCGACUCCUUCCAGGCAGCGCAGUGAAAAAGGAAGUUCAGAAAACCCAGGAGCGACUGGAAUGCCCGAAGAACACGAGGCUGUUUCAGCCAAACCUGGAGCCCCUGGGCUCACCUCAAAGGCAAAGCAGUCUAAAGUCAAGGCUGCUCUGCAUCCCAGCCCCGGAACUCUAACCUGUGAAGAUGGUCUAAACCUUGAUGAAGAACGACAUAGAAAUAUGCAUCGGUAGAAUGGAACCUGCUCCAAGCAUGAAAAUCAUCUCAUUGAAAGAUAAGCCUGGCUGCAACUCAGGGGUGGCCUCCUACUCCCACCCCAGGCUGGUCUCUCCCAUCACGUCACUGCCGUUUGUUACACGGACCUCCCCCAAGAUGACCCUUCCAAAUGCGGUUUGUCCACAUGGCCUUGUAGCGGAUGUGUGCCCUGGUCCUCGUAGGUGACUGUCUCUGAAGUUCAGCAAAGCUGCUUGCUCUCCCACGGAUUCCUGUCCCAAGCUACCUCUGCCAACCCCGCCUCUCCAGAAAGACUUUUCUGUUUGCCUCCUCCCCUCCCUGUCUGCUCUUAAAGCCCUGCAGCUCACCAAAUUGAUGGUCCAUUACAUUCACCUGUCUGGAAUGAGCCCCUGCGAGCACUUGACCAAUUUCAUGUUUCAGUAUGAAUUCUUUUGUAAUGCUAUGAUGCCUCUGUUUAUUGAAAGAGUUUUACCUAAAAGGGCAACGUUCGAUUUGAUUGCAGCGUAGAGAAGAAACCCUGGUUUUUCUUUCAAGAUUGAGCAACUUUGGAAAGCACCGUUUUAUUUAUUUUCUUUUAAAAAUAAUAAUCUAUGCAGCACUUCAGGAAACAACUCUAUGGUGUUGUAUAUUAUAAACUGGUGACAUUCUAUUAAAUUAUGUACAACAUUUUUUUUUUUUUAUGCUU
This is a messenger RNA of Molossus molossus (Pallas's mastiff bat), 7478 nucleotides long. It is a transcript of the gene AKAP6, whose product is annotated as A-kinase anchoring protein 6. Gene Ontology annotation, cellular component: perinuclear region of cytoplasm; sarcoplasmic reticulum. The record is from RefSeq and is a predicted model, not a curated record. The transcript is spliced from 14 exons. Lineage: Eukaryota; Metazoa; Chordata; Mammalia; Chiroptera; Molossidae. Gene Ontology annotation, molecular function: protein kinase A binding; transmembrane transporter binding. Bases 1 to 6792 code for a protein of 2263 amino acids.